This is a messenger RNA of Stylonychia lemnae, 3480 nucleotides long. Lineage: Eukaryota; Ciliophora; Spirotrichea; Sporadotrichida; Oxytrichidae. The record is from the annotation of a GenBank genome assembly.
AUGAUCAAAGAGUUUUACAAAGACAAGGUUAUACUUAUCACAGGAACCACUGGCUUCCUUGGCAAGGUAGUCUUAGAAAAGUUUUUCAGGUCUCUAAGCGACUUCAAGAGGAUAUAUCUACUUGUGAGACCUAAGAAAGGCACUAAGCCAAUGGACAGGAUAAAUAGGGAAAUCUUGCAGAGCUAAUGCUUUGACAAUGUGAGAGGCUUGCCUUAAUUUGAUAGUAUAGUAAAGAACAAGAUCGUUCCUAUUGAGGGGGACAUUACCAAAGAGAACCUAGCUAUUAAUCCGAAAGAUAGAGAGAUUCUUAUCAAUGAUCUAGAUAUUGUUAUCAAUUGUGCAGCAUCAGUUGACUUUAAUGAGCGUUUAUGUGACGCAAUUCAGAUCAACUACUUCGGAUGUCUGAGAAUGUAUCAAUUAGCUGAAGAAUGUAAAAAUCUUAAAGUUUUCUGCCAUGUUUCCACCUGCUAUGUCAAUAGUGAAAAAAAGGGAUUCAUUAAGGAAUAGAUAUAUGAUAUAAAUGAAGAUUCAGAAGAGUUAAUAAAUAGAAUACUCAGAAUGACUCCAUAACAGCAGGAUGAGCAGCUUGCUUAGAUAUUAGGACCCUGGCCGAAUACCUAUACCUUCACCAAGUCUAUGGGUGAGAGAACUCUUAAGAAAAUGAGAAGACCUGACAUUCCAGUCGUCUUGUUGAGGCCUUCAAUCAUCGGAGCUUCGCUUUAAGAGCCGAUGCAAGGUUGGACUGAUACUUUCUCUGCAGCAGGAGGAUUAACUCUUGCGGGAAGCUUGGGUAUUGUCAAUUACAUCAGAGGUGACGGCGAUUACAUCUCAGAUCUGGUCCCAGUUGACUAUGUCUCCAAUUGCAUCAUAGUAGCUACAGCAAUACAAGCCCAAACAAAAAAGCCAGAUCUCUUAGUAGUUCAUAGUGCCACAAGUCAUAAUAAUCCAAUUACAUGGCACUAGUAUAUGAAUGAGUGCUUCAAAUAUCUAACGAUGCAGCCAUUCUAAUAGCAGGUAUUCAAGCCUUAUAUUAAGUUCGUUGCAAACAAGAAACUCUAUAAUGCUCUGUUUUUCCUCAGGAACGAUCUUCCAGUAAGAGUCUUAAACAAGAUUGCAAUGAUCCCAGGCAUUGGUGGACCACAAAUGCAGAAAAAUGCUUAGAAACUGCAAAAGAUAAAUAUGAGAGCACUUUCCCUAGGCAGUAUGUUUGAGCACUUCACUAACAACGAAUGGAUCUAUGAGUCCAACUAGAUAUAUAACUUGCAGGCUUAAAUGAGUCAAGACGAGAUCAAGGAAUUCCAAUUUGAUGCUAAGACUAUAGACUGGCCUCUUUAUGUUAAGAUAUACGUCUAUGGAAUGCAAAAGUUCAUCUUGAAGGAAGAAGUCAUUUGUCCAACUCAAGAGAAGGCUCCAAUUAUCCCCAAGAAUAACUUCACAUACUUUGAGGAUAUCAAAUUCGCUUUCUUAAAUGGCCAAACAAUCUCGCAUUCCGACCCUAAUAGACUUAGAUACGAUACCUUGAAUAGUAAUUACGUCCAAGAUUACAUUUAUUCUGCUCUUAAUAAUGACAAAGGGGCUUCAGGAAAGCCAUUAGAUUUGGUGCCAAAGACAUACGAUUCAUAUAUGAAGCAGGCAGCAGGCUACCUCGGUGAGAUGCAAGCAGUGAUCAGGCCGUCAGCUGUAAGACCUAUGCUGUGGCUACUGAGUAAGAUCUGGUAGCGAAUCUAUGACUAGAUCAUAGUGAACGAGAGUGGCUUGAACAACUUGAAAUAGCUAUUGCAGAAAAAGGAUUAGGGCGUAAUCCUAGUGCCUACUCACAAGUCCUUCAUAGACUUCCUUCUUGUGGCCUACAUUCACUACCACUACCAAAUGGACUUACCAUUCACAUGUGGAGAGGAACAGCUCUUCAAGAUUGCCUUAAUUAAGUUCUUCCUCAGAUCAGGAGGCGGGUUCUUUCAAAACGAAAAGCUCAAGAAUGACAAACUUUUCGCUGCAGUAAUGUCUGGCUACAUUCAAGCAUUAAUGGGGUAGAACUGCGCCAUCCAGAUAUUCCUAGAGAAGAAAAGAAGCAGAAGUGGCAAGAUUUAAAGGCCAAAUGAAGACUUGUUCGAUCAGAUCCUUGAGAAUUACUUCAUCAAAAAUAAGAGCAAGGAUAACUUAAAAGACUUGAAGUUUGUGCCAAUCACUAUCAACUACGAUAUAGUCUAUGAUGGAGAGCAAUUCCCUAUGGAGCUUCUUGGAGAAUCUAAAGUAGAGGAAUCAUUCAUCAGAGUACUCAAGCAGUUCUCCAACUUGAAUAAGAACAUUGGCAAAGUAGUGGUUAAGUACUGUGAGCCAGUUUCACUUGAAGAAUAUACAGCAAGAUACCUCCAAUCCAAUAAAAUCACCAAAGACACGCUAAUUAAAAGUGAAGAACAAAUGAAGCAUUUCAUAACUAAUUUUGGACAAAAGCUCUGUCAAAAUUAGACAGACAACCUCGUUAUCAUGAUUACCUCUCUUACUGCUAGCAUCUUGCUCAUGCACCGCAAGGGCAUUAGCUAUGACCAACUACUUCAAAAGUCUGAGUGGCUUUUCUAAGAAGUUCAAGCUAGAAAUGCUGAGCUCUCAUUCAACUCAAGUCCAUCAAGCACAAUGAUAUCAACUUCUCUCGGGUAUCUAGGCAAGUUCAUUGACCAGAAGAGAAAUGUGUUUGAGCCAUCAGUCUCAGCCAAGAAGGACUACAAGAACAUAGUCAUGCUCUCCUACUAUAGAAAUAACCUCACUCACUUAUUUAUCAAUGACUCCGAGAUUGCUUGCUGUAUCUUUGGAUUCGGCUCAAUUCUAGAUCUAUCAAAGAAUGAAAUAAAGGUAGACGAGUUAGAGUAGAAGUACAAGUACCUACAAGACCUUCUUUCAGAGGAGUUUGUGAUAAGAAAGACCAACAAGACCAAGGAUAACUUUUUGAAGAAUCUCGAGUUUAUGGAAUCAAGAAGACUAUUCACUUAUGAUAAAACUAAUCAAACUCUGAAGAUGCAACUUCAAGACUCCAAGCAGCAAUAUGGCCACUCAUUCUUGUGUCACAUGCUUUUACCAUACAUUGAAAGCUACUGGCUAACCUUCAUAUACUUUAUCUCAUUAGACAACAGACAGGCCUAGAUUGAGGAGAAUUCCCUUUACAACAAGAUUUAAUGGCUUGCUGAGGCACUUUAUGAUUAAGGUCAUGUUAAGUUCUAUGAGUCUUGUAUGCUAGAGUCAAUGAGAAAUGCAGUCAAGAGAUAUACUCAAAUGGGAGUUCUGACUCAGAGAACCAUAAUCAAGAAGAGACAAGAGACAUACACCUACUCACUGAGUGAAAAGUAUCAGGACGAAGCCAACAUCGAGGAGUUCUAUGAGGAGCUAGUAUUCUACUUGCCUUACCCUUCCUCAGUCAACCUGCCUAAAAUCUAAAAUGAGAUUAGAAAGAUCAUGAUGUCAGAUAUUCAACUGCUACCUAAGCUCUGA